Esox lucius (northern pike) is the source of this 1257-nucleotide messenger RNA. RefSeq names its product FGFR1 oncogene partner 2 (gene fgfr1op2). NCBI's taxonomy places the organism in Eukaryota, Metazoa, Chordata, Actinopteri, Esociformes, Esocidae. Gene Ontology annotation, biological process: response to wounding. Bases 292 to 939 code for a protein of 215 amino acids. The record is from RefSeq and is a predicted model, not a curated record. The transcript has 6 exons.
UGAAUAGAACUACAUCUUUCCAUCUCGAUGUUUCAACUCCAAUUCGAUCCUUAAAGCCUAUGCACAGAGGUUUUAAGCAGGUGUAAACAAUAUGGGAAUAACGCCCUCAGAUAGACGAAGUGAAAUAUUCCCUAUGUUAUAUCAAUCGAAUUAUCAGAUCUUCACAAAUACAUAGGGUUUAAGCGUCGAUUUAGGAUUGGACCUGGCUUCUUACAUAGUACUGCGGCCGUAGCAGUAACAACAGGAAGUGUUCGUAUACAGUUGGGCUACAGGGGUGUUCGUGCAACAAGGAUGUCGUGUUCAUUGGAAAAGGUAUUGUCAGAUGCCAAGUCGCUGGUGGAAAGACUUCGCAACCAUGACAAUGCGGCUGAGGUACUUAUUGAACAGACAACUUCCCUUAACAAGAGGGUUGAAGCCAUGAAACAGUAUCAGGAGGAAAUUGAAUCCCUGAACCAGGUGGCCAGGCAUCGGCCCCGUUCCAGUCUUGUCAUGGGCAUUCAGCAGGAAAACCGACAGAUCCGAGACCUACAGCAGGAAAACAAAGAGUUGAGAACAUCCCUAGAGGAGCAUCAGUCAGCCAUGGAACUCAUCAUGACUAAAUACAGGGAGCAGGUCUUCAGACUCCUCAUGGCCAGUAAAAAAGAUGACCCUGCCAUUGUCACCCAACUGAAGGAGCAGCACACAACUGAAAUGCAAGCGCACAUUGACAAGAUCAACGAGAUGGCCACGGUAAUGAGGAAGGCCAUAGAAGUGGACGAAGGGAGGUUGUGUGAAGAUGAGGAGAGGAUCAAGCAACUGGAGCUGGAGAACAGUGGCUUGCGUGAGCUACUGGGGAUCAGUCGAGAGGCCUUUCUGGUUUUGACGAGGGAGGACGCCUCCGAUAGCACGUCCUUGUCUGCCCUGUUGACCAGCGCUGACGUCAGCCUCCGGAAGAGUUAGGCCCAGGACGUUAGCUUGGAGAGACUGCAUGUGUCUGCCCUCCCGCUCUUACCUUGUACAGCCAAUCACCUCUAGCCACAGAUGUGAACAAUAUCCCAGAGCAUACUUACGGAACUACUGCCAGUUACUGGUCACGCUAAAAUGAAGCCACAGUAAAUAGCGUCAGACAAGUGAAAAAAAAAAACUCCAGAUACAGCAGUUCAUUCUUGGCACCCAUUGUGCUGCCCAUGGAACUUGUGGUGCUAUGGAGUUGUAAAGUGUGAAUGAGUGAAAGUAAGUACUGCUCGUGAAUGACAAUAAAAAAAAACUUGAAGGAAA